Molecule: messenger RNA, 559 nt
Organism: Engraulis encrasicolus (European anchovy)
Lineage: Eukaryota; Metazoa; Chordata; Actinopteri; Clupeiformes; Engraulidae
Product: proliferation marker protein Ki-67-like
Exons: 7
Coding region: 146-559 (137 amino acids)
Biological process (GO): regulation of chromosome segregation; regulation of mitotic nuclear division
Cellular component (GO): chromosome; nucleus
Molecular function (GO): protein binding
Source: RefSeq, a predicted model, not a curated record
CCUGGCUUAGCAAGCUGCAUGUCAGUGAUGUCCUUUUACCAGCGCCGGGUAAAUAUUCGAUAAACAGAACGGAGUAGAAGCUGCUACCAGGCAUGGUGGUCACAGAAGGUUCACAGGAAGAAUAAAAAGGUAAGUUGCCAAGAAGAUGCCACUUCACGGUAAAAUAGUUGUCAUCCGACGAGGUGGCGGUGAUGGUACAGAAUAUCCAUUGACAGCGCCAUGUUUAUUUGGAAGGAAAAUUGAAUGUGACAUCCGCAUUCAACUGCCCCAGGUGUCAAAAGAACAUUGCAGAGUCGAGAUCAAUGAAAACAAAGAGGUUGUCUUGACCAAUCUGAGCUCUGUAAACCCCACUUGCAUCAAUGGCGUGGCAAUGAAGCAGUCUGAACGCCUGAAGCAUGGAGAUGUAUUCACCAUUAUCGAUCGCUCUUUCAGGUUUGAAGCUCCUCCACCACCCACCCCAAAGAAAAAGAGGACGUCCACGGCAGGAAACGGAGAAACUCCUAAGGUCCUCAAGGAACAACAAAAAACAGAUUCUGUUGCAUCCUCUGUGCCCGUUUGA